Molecule: messenger RNA, 5466 nt
Organism: Peromyscus eremicus (cactus mouse)
Lineage: Eukaryota; Metazoa; Chordata; Mammalia; Rodentia; Cricetidae
Gene: Txlng
Product: taxilin gamma
Exons: 9
Coding region: 1368-2837 (489 amino acids)
Biological process (GO): regulation of cell cycle
Molecular function (GO): syntaxin binding
Source: RefSeq, a predicted model, not a curated record
UAAUCAAUCAUCCUUCCACUGAGCUACAACCCUAAUUCCACUCAUUUUUCAAAGUAUCUUUUCUCUUCUUGUGGUAAGAGAACUAUAUUAGAUACUUUGUACCUCCAUUGUAUUUAGAAAGAAAGAAACCCUCUUUUCAACCAGAAGGGAAAUGUAGAGUUUACAGUUGUGACGUAUCAUGCAACCAAAUAAUAUUAACAAAUAGGAUACAGAGAAGACAAGUAAAUAGGGUUAGCCAGGUAUGGUGGUACUCACCUGUAAUCUCAGAAUUUAGGAGGUCCAGGCAGAAGGAUAGCAAGUUCUAGGCCAACCUGAGCUAUGUAUAACAAGACCUUGUCUUGAACAAAAAUAUUACAAAAGAGAAUAAGGUAAAAAUAAUGAUUCAAGGGAGAAGAAAACCAGAAUAGAUGUAUUUUUGGUCUGUUUUUUGUAUGCAUGCCUUCCAUGUUAGUGAUAGGGAGAGGCAUUUAACAUACCAGUCUCAAUUUCUAUGGUAUAACUUGAGAGAAGUUUAUUAUUUACUCACCCAAUAUUCUAGUAUGCAUUUUCUUUGCAGGUAGUGUCUUUCCUGUAUAGAUGUGGAAUUUGGGCCAGGCUGCUUUUGUCGUCUGGCCAUGCCAACUUAUAGCACCUUGAUGACCUCUGUUUUCAAUCAGAGUGGGAAAGAGAUGGAGGAUAAAAAUCUGGUUGCUGAAAUGACAGUCAUCGCCUCAUCUACCUUCUGAGAAUAAAAAUCUGGUUGCUGAAGUAACACAGCCUUGACUAACAUGGGAGUCUCACUUAGCUGUCAAGGGGCUGGGAAAUGUAGUGUGCUCCUACUGAGUGCUGGCACUUGUCCCUCAGUGCCUACUUCACUGGGUACUUUGGGAAUUAGUUUUUGGUGGAUAGCCACCUAGCUAGCUAGCUGCGCUGUCAUCUCUUAAGAUAACAGCAGGAUAGUUAAUGUUCAUCAGCUUGGGACAGUUUACUAUUUAAAAGAUAGUAAUUAUUUUUAAAUGGUAAAUUUUUAUAGGGAAAUAAGUUUAAAUUUAUUACUAACUGGCAUUUUUGCCUCCUUUGGUAGCAUAUAGUUAUGCUUUGUUUUAGCUUUAUCUUUUGGAAGUACUCUGGAUGAGACCCAGGGGCUCUUGAAGCAAAGCACUGCUACCUCAGAGAUAUACCCCAUCUCUGUUUUAACUUUAAUAACCUUGUGUUUAACAGUUUAGAUCAUGUCUCAGUGAAGCUUAAAAGCUACCUUAUUUACAUCGAAUUCACAAGCCACUAAGUAAAAAGCUGUCAAGCUAUGGCAUGCCAUUGGUUAUAGAUGUUGAUUACUUUUAAUUUAACUCCAUCUUUUAUCCCCUUCGCUGUAGUUUGAAAUUGGUACAAUGGAAGAACCUGGAAUUUGUGGGUUAGAAGUGAAAGCUGACAUGUUGUGCAACUCUCAAGCAAAUGAUAUUCUUCAACAUCAAGACUCCAGUUGUGGUGGCACAACUAAGAAGCAUUCACUGGAAGGGGAUGAAGGCAGUGACUUUAUAACAAAGAAUAGGAAUUUGGUGAGUUCAGCAUUCCGUGCACAGGAGUCAAGAGAAGAAAUUCCUGGACAAGAAGCUCGAACAGGUCCUCCUGAUGGCCAGCAAGAUUCAGAGUGCAGCAGGAACAAAGAGAAAACCUUAGGAAAAGAAGUUUUAUUGCUGAUGCAAGCGCUAAACACCCUUUCCACCCCAGAGGAGAAGCUGGCAGCUCUCUGUAAGAAAUAUGCUGAUCUUCUGGAGGAGAGCAGGAAUGUUCAGAAACAAAUGAAGAUUCUGCAGAAGAAGCAAGCCCAGAUUGUAAAAGAGAAAGUUCACCUGCAGAGUGAACACAGCAAGGCCAUCUUGGCAAGAAGCAAACUGGAGUCUCUUUGCAGGGAACUUCAGCGUCACAAUAAGACCUUAAAGGAGGAAAAUAUGCAGCAGGCACGAGAGGAAGAAGAACGACGUAAAGAAGCAACAGCACAUUUCCAGAUUACUCUAAAUGAAAUCCAAGCCCAACUGGAACAACAUGACAUACAUAAUGCCAAACUCCGCCAGGAGAACAUCGAACUGGGAGAGAAGCUGAAGAAGCUCAUUGAGCAGUAUGCACUGAGGGAAGAGCACAUUGAUAAAGUAUUCAAGCACAAGGAAUUGCAACAACAACUUGUGGAUGCCAAACUUCAGCAAACAACACAGCUGAUAAAAGAAGCUGAUGAAAAACAUCAGAGAGAGAGAGAGUUUUUACUAAAAGAGGCAACAGAAUCCAGACACAAAUAUGAACAAAUGAAACAGCAAGAAGUACAACUAAAACAGCAGCUUUCUCUUUAUAUGGAUAAGUUUGAAGAAUUCCAGACUACUAUGGCAAAAAGCAAUGAACUUUUUACAACCUUCAGGCAGGAGAUGGAAAAGAUGACAAAGAAAAUUAAAAAACUGGAAAAAGAGACAAUGAUAUGGCGCACCAAAUGGGAAAAUAAUAAUAAAGCACUUCUGCAGAUGGCUGAAGAGAAAACUGUCCGUGAUAAAGAGUACAAGGCCUUUCAAAUAAAACUGGAACGGUUAGAGAAGCUGUGCAGGGCUCUUCAGACAGAGAGAAAUGAGCUCAACGAGAAGGUGGAAGUCCUGAAAGAGCAGGUCUCUAUCAAAGCAACAGAUGGGGACUUGGUGUCACCUGCGAUGCAGCCCUGUGCUGCCCUGGAUUCAUUCAAGGAGACGAACACUUCAAGAAGAGCCCUGGGAAUGCACUUGGAGCCUAGGGCCAAAGCCAAGUCAGUGAGUGAGAGAAGAAGUGCCACACAAAAGCCCUCAUCUUCAGGUUCUGCGAAAGGCAUUGAGUCAGUUGACUAGGGUGAAAUGUGAUCACUGUAUUGAGAGAUAUAUUUUGUGUAUAAAUUCCUCUGUUAGUAGUAACUAUUGGUUUUGUGGUGAAAUUUUUCUUACUUUUUCUACCAUAUCUGUAUUUUCUUAGAACUACUGGACUUAUGUGGUACAGGAGGCUGCUUAGCAGUUUGAAAUAGUUUUAAUCUAUAAAUUUCCUUAAACUAUGUUGCACAUCUGCCUCAUUUCCCCCCUCUUUGUUGGCGUGCAUGUCUUCAUUGCUUUGUCCUUUCUGCUCCUUGCACCUAAUUUUCCUAACUAAAGUAUCAUUCAAGACAGGGCCAUUUGAGGAACUAUGUUCUCAGGAUAGUUCCUUGAUGUGAAAACAAUUUAAAUUAAAACAUCUUGGCCCAUUAAUGUUAGUCAAAGGAAAAUACCAAGAUGAUUACCUUUGCUUAAUAGCCUAUUUAAAUAAAGGGGGACGGGGACAGGUCAGAAACAAGCUUAGCAUUUUUGAUUCAAAUUAGCUUUUCUUGAUUUACUUGAGAAAUUGAGAUGACAACCUUGAAGUUCUGGCGGAACAUAAAUGUUACUUGUGAACAAAAUUGGAUGAACAGGCUUAAUGUUUCUGCAACUAAAAAUAAGUCAUACUGUGCUGGUUUUGGGAUACAAUGUACCACAUGUGAAAUUAAUCUGGACUACCUGAUGAUCACUGUAGUGGAUGGUGGUGGUUUAUGUACAUAUUCUCCACUUUGCAGAAAAGCUGAUUAUUCUUUGAAAACUGUUCUUCCUUGCAGUACUUUGUGAGUUUAGAACAAGAAUAAAUUCAUAUGGAGCUUGUAUUAAGCAAAAGCUUUUUUUCACCCCCUACAUUUUGGCUGUAUGAAAAUUGGUUGUUCAUUUGCUCUAUGACUCUCACCAGGGGCUAUGGAUGUAGCUCAGUGGUAAGCACUUGCCUAUCAUAAGAGGCCCUGGGUUUACAAGUUCCAUCAGCAAAGAAUGCUAGUUAUUUUGUUUCCUGAAAGAGAAUUUAAAUUAUGGAUCAGCACUAACUGAAACAUUUAAUUUCCAAAGUAAAAACACUGGAAACAGCAUUUUUUCUAUCUUGGGAAGACUUGGCAGAUUGUUUACAUAGUCAAGAAGACGACCUUAUGCUUUCUGGUCCAUUUCUCUUUCUUUGAUGCUGUCACUUAAAACAAGACAAAACAAACCAGUAUUAACGUUUCUACACUUUAAAUUGGGGAAAUUUCAAAACAUGUCUUAGUUCUUUUUGUUUUCUCAGUGUUGAAUGUGGCUCAGCCAUGCAAACUACUAGAAGGUUUUUAUUGUCUUGGUAUAAAUUUGCAUGGAAAUUCUAUAAACCACAUUCUAUUGAGCAAAACUAUAAGACUAAAUUGCUUACUGGACUGAAUAAACUCCAUUUCUCUUUGCUACAAGUUUUAUUUGUAAACUCCUGUCACAUUCAUGGUCUGAACUGGGUUCAAAGAACUGAAAAUUGUUCAAAAGAUAGAAAACAGUCCCUGGAGUAGAGUAUUAUAUCUUUCUAAACUUUCACCAUUGGUUAUGUUAAUCAAGGGGUCAGACAGUGGAGGAAAAGAAAUUUUUAAAGUAGAUUGUAAUCUUAUUACUGUCAAAGUGUGUCAGAAACAAAAACAAUACCUUCCAAUAGCCUCUUAUAAAUACUCUCCCACCUUCAGCUACUAGAAAAUACUGGAUCAUUUCCCAUGAAGGUAUAUCAGAAAUAUAAUCUACUUGGAAAUUAUUACUAAUGAUCACAUUUCAUAAGUCUGCUGGAUACACAGCUCUUAACAUUUUAUUAAGCCAUGUGUGUAGCCUGCCACAUUUUUUUUGUGGUGCUUGUCCUGUGUGGAAGACUAUAAAUCUUGGACCUGUUGCAUAUUUUCAAGGGCUUCAUAAAGCAAUGUGAUUAACAGUCCCGGCCUGCUGCUUUUGGCUUACAUGCAUUUUUAGCUAGGUGUUUGGAGGAUAGGGAUUCUGUCUGGGAUGCAUUCAGAAUCUUUCCUCCCAUUACCCUGUGAAUACAAAUGGGACCUCAGAGAAGGAUACCCUCCCCUAAAGUGAUCACCUCACCAGCCCAGUGUUGUGGCUUUGUAGCACGCCCUGUAUCUACCAUAUUAUAGAACACUGUAAUGCUACUAGGCUGGCUCAGAAAAGGUUUAAAUGUUGAAUUCACUUACUGCAUUUGGUGCACUACCAUGCGAUCUUGAUGUACAUUUAUAGUGGCAGUAGACCCCAAAAUGUAGCGAAAACUUGGGUCUUGAAUAUCAGGCCAUUUCAUCCUCAGACUUGUAGAAGUACAUUUCCUGGUCUUGAGACCAGUAUUUUUUAGUUAUGUAUGCAACUGCCUUUAUUACACACCUGGUUAUCACAAUUCAAUUCUCAGGUGUUGCAGAAAAAUCUACCUCUUUCAGACUGUAGAUGGAAAUAACUGUGAAAAAAUGAUGCAGAUAUCUUCUAGUUUGUGCUAAACACACUGCUUUAUUUUUACAGCCCACGUCUUUCAUGAGGAUAUGAAUUGUUAAGAGGCAGUCUUGUUUUGCUUUUCAAAGACAUUUUGUAGAGAUUUUUCACUAACGUGAAUCUGAUUUUAUCUACUCGAUUCUGUAUAGAUACAUAUUAAGUAAAUAUGUAUGAUGAA